GAGAUCGUGCCUGCCAGUGCACCCGUUUGCCUCGGAUAUGGAUCUAUUCGGAUGCUCCUACCUGAGGGUGAACUUCGCGACCGCCUCGGAGUGCGCGACGCCUUCCCGGGCUGGGAGGCUGCGCGCGCGCCUGAUCCAGCUGCUCCGCUCGAAGAGGACGCUGGUGUAUCUGGGGGGGUCAGAGCGCCGCGAGGAGGUCGGAGUCUCCUUCGCGGCCAAAAAGAGCGACCAGCUUCGCCUCAUCGAGGGCGCGCGGAGGAGCAAUCUCCUUUUUGCCUCGCUCCCGGGCGCAGCCCCAGCGAUCGCCGAGGGCUUCGACCGCGUCGAGGUGGAGCUUGGGGCGGGGGUCACCGCGGAGCGCCACGAGCUGCACUUCGCGUUGGCGACCUCCGACAUCAGCGGCGCGCCCCGCCACUUCAUGAUCGACCAAGGGUCGCCCAAUCUCUUCUGCUUGGGGGCCGUCCUGGCCGGCGAGGUGGGCGCGGCAGGGGGCGCGCUGGUUGGGCGCCGACUGACGGCCGACGGCUGCGGGCGCCAGCGAGAAGGCGUCGAGCACCAGGCGGGCGGCCAAACGGCACUGGCGGGCGCGGCGGGGCCUCAGUUCGGCACCUGGCUGCCGCGCCCUUCCUGGGUGAGUUCGGGGGGUCGCGAUCAGGCGCUGCACCUGCUGCGCGAUGCGCAACCGCGACCUGCUGCCCCGCCUGCCUUCAAGGCCAUCUACACGUGCAUCGCCGCCAGCUGCGGGCGGUGCGCCGUCUUGACGGAGAGCGCCCGCGCGGACUUGGUGGCGUUCGAGGGCGUGAUGCCGCUGCUGCGAGGAUCGCGCAUUUGUCGGGCGCUUCGGAGCAGGGGCGCCGCGGUGGGCGCGUCGGUGAUUGAUUGCGUCGAGCUGGAGAAGAUUGGACGGGCAUUGGAGCAGCCCCGCUGCAGGCGCCUGGUUUGCCACUCGGCUAGGGCCCGCUUCUUCGCCGCGAACGGCACCCAGAUGACCGCCGAGGGC
Molecule: messenger RNA, 1000 nt
Organism: Prorocentrum cordatum
Lineage: Eukaryota; Dinophyceae; Prorocentrales; Prorocentraceae
Source: the annotation of a GenBank genome assembly